This is a messenger RNA of Acanthosepion pharaonis, 978 nucleotides long. NCBI's taxonomy places the organism in Eukaryota, Metazoa, Mollusca, Cephalopoda, Sepiida, Sepiidae. The record is from the annotation of a GenBank genome assembly.
AUGGUGCAAAACGCAGAAUACUUGAUUAUUAUGAUGAAUAACCCUUUGCUACGUUGCAACACUAUCUACUUACCUACCUACGAAACUACAUAUCUAUCUAUCUAUCUAUCUAUCUAUCUAUCUAUCUAUCUAUUUCAGUAUAUAUUGGUUUGGUUUGGUUUGCUUUGUUUUAUGGCAUAUCAACACCUCAAUGGGUUAUUUAAUGCUGACAAAAUUUUCAUUGUUGGUAAUACUUUAUAUCUAUCUAUCUAUCUAUCUAUCUAUCUAUCUAUCUAUCUAUCUAUCUGUUAUAUACCCGAUCUAUCUAUUUACCUAUCUACUUCUGUUCAUAUCUAUCUAUCUAUCUAUCUAUCUAUCUAUCUAUCUAUCUAUCUAUCUAUCUCUCUCUCUAUAUAUAUAUAUAUUUACCUAUCUUUCUUAAUCCUAAGUGGCAACAAUCUAUCUAUCUAUCUAUCUAUCUAUCUAUCUAUCUAUCUAUCUAUCUAUCUAUCUAUCUCAGUCUUUUCCUUAUCUAUCUAUCUAUCUAUCUAUCUAUCUAUCUAUCUAUCUAUAUAUAUAUAUAUAUAUAUAUAUAUAUAUAUAUAUAUAUAUAUUCCAGGCUUUUCGUUAUCUAUUUAUUUCAGCAUUUUCGUUAUCUAUCUAUCUAUCUAUCUAUCUAUCUAUCUAUCUAUCUAUCUCAGUCUUUUCUUUAUCUAUAUAUCUAUUUCAGGCUUUUCAUUAUCUAUCAAUAUAUGGUAUUUUCAUUUUCUAUCUAUCUAUCUAUCUAUCUAUCUAUCUAUCUAUCUAUCUAUCUAUCUAUCUAUCUAUCUCAGUCUUUUCCUUAUCUAUAUAUCUAUUCCAGUCGUUUUAUCAUCUAUUUCAGAAUUUUAUUUUAUAUCUAUCUAUCUAUCUAUCUAUCUAUCUAUCUAUCUAUCUAUCUAUCUAUCUAUCUAUCUAUCUCAGAAUUUUCAUUAUCUAUCUAUCUAUCUCAGCAUAUAA